GGCGGCUCCGGCUCCGACUCCGUCUCCGUCUCCCCGAGGAGGCGCUCCCCAGUGAGCGGCGGUGGCGGCGCGGAGCGGGAUGCGCUGGCUCCGGGCUCCCGCCCCGGUCCCCGUCCCCGCCCCGGGGCUCCUCGGGUCUUCCUGACUCAGCGCUCCUCGGCCCCGCUGGCGGUCGGCGCCACGAUGAGCAGCAGCCCGGGGGAGAAGGGUCCCGGGGCCGGAGGCGGAGCCGAGCCGGCCGGUCCUGCCCCGCCGUCCGGGGGUGAGGCCGGGGCGGAGGCGGCCCCGGCCCCGGCCUCGUCGCUGCUGAGCGUGGACGUGCCGGGGCUGCUGGCCCAGUUGGCCCGCAGCUUCGCGCUGCUCUUCCCGGUGUAUGCGCUGGGCUACCUGGGGCUGAGCUUCAGCUGGAUCCUGCUGGCGCUGCUGCUGCUGCUCUGGUGCCGGAGGAACAAGGGGCGCAAGACCUCCCGCCUGCACCGGGCGCUGGCCUUCCUCGACGACGAGGAGCAGGCCGUGCGGCUCAGCAUCUGCUCCUCCGACCUGCCCGCCUGGGUCCACUUUCCAGACACUGAAAGAGCAGAAUGGCUAAACAAGACUGUAAAGCACAUGUGGCCUUUCAUCUGCCAAUUCAUAGAGAAGCUGUUUCGGGAAACAAUAGAGCCAGCUGUGCGUGGAGCGAACACCCAUCUUAGCACCUUCAGUUUCACCAAAAUCGAUAUGGGCCACCAGCCCCUAAGGAUUAAUGGUGUCAAAGUUUAUACUGAAAACGUGGACAAAAGGCAGAUUAUUUUGGACCUUCAAAUCAGUUACGUAGGAAAUUGUGAAGUUGAUUUGGAGAUCAAGAGAUAUUUCUGCAGAGCUGGUGUGAAAAGUAUGCAAAUUCAUGGUACCAUGAGAGUUAUCUUAGAGCCUUUGAUUGGAGACAUGCCCUUAGUUGGAGCUCUGUCUAUCUUCUUCCUUAGGAAACCACUCCUGGAAAUUAACUGGACAGGACUGACUAAUCUUUUGGAUGUCCCUGGACUGAACGGCUUAUCAGACACUAUCAUUCUGGAUAUAAUAUCAAACUACCUGGUGCUUCCCAAUCGAAUUACAGUUCCUCUUGUCAGUGAAGUUCAGAUUGCCCAAUUGCGGUUCCCUAUACCAAAGGGUGUUCUAAGGAUUCAUUUUAUUGAAGCUCAGGAUCUUCAGGGCAAAGAUACUUACCUAAGAGGCCUUGUCAAAGGGAAGUCAGAUCCUUAUGGAGUCAUUCGAGUUGGCAACCAAAUAUUCCAAAGCAAGGUUAUCAAGGAAAAUCUCAGCCCAAAGUGGAAUGAAGUUUAUGAGGCUUUAGUUUAUGAACAUCCGGGGCAGGAGUUAGAGAUUGAACUCUUUGAUGAAGAUCCAGACAAGGAUGACUUUCUUGGAAGUCUCAUGAUUGAUCUAAUUGAAGUUGAGAAGGAACGUCUCUUAGAUGAAUGGUUCACUUUGGAUGAGGUUCCUAAAGGAAAGCUGCAUUUAAAACUGGAGUGGCUCACAUUGAUGCCAAAUGCUGAGAAUCUUGAUAAGGUGCUAACAAGCAUUAAAGCUGACAAAGACCAAGCCAAUGAUGGCCUUUCUUCAGCAUUACUUAUCCUCUAUUUGGAUUCAGCCAGAAAUCUUCCAAAUAAUCCAUUAGAAUUUAACCAUGAUGGCUUGAAGAAGGCUGCUGUUCAGAAAGCUUUAAAGUCAGGGAAGAAAAUCAACAGCAACCCUAAUCCUAUUGUUCAAAUGUCAGUUGGACACACAGCUCAGGAGAGCAAGAUUCGUUACAAAACCAAUGAACCUGUGUGGGAGGAAAACUUUACUUUUUUCAUUCACAAUCCCAAGCGGCAGGACCUUGAAGUUGAGGUCAAGGAUGAACAGCAUCAGUGUUCCUUGGGGAACCUGAAGAUUCCUCUCAGCCAGCUUUUGGCAAGUGACGAUCUAACUAUGAAUCAACGGUUCCAACUCAGUAAUUCAGGUCCCAACAGCACUAUAAAAAUGAAGAUUGCACUCAGGGUUCUUCAUCUUGAAAAGCAAGAAAGACCUGCAGAUUACCAACACUCAGCCCAAGUGAAGAGACCCUCAGUUUCCAAAGAAGGGAGAAAAAUAUCUGUCAAAUCUCAGGUCCCCACGCCCACCACAGCCGACUCUAGCAAAACCGUCCCAACCACCCCAGUGACUGAUAGUAGAAAGGCUGACCUGGGAGAAAAAGGCCACCCGGCUAAUGCCAGUCCCCAGUGGCCAACUGAGCUCAGCAGGAGUUCCUCCAGCCUUCAUGCUUCCAAUUUUGCCUACUCCCCCAGCCAUCUUUCUGUCAAGGAGCCAACCCCAAGCAUCGCCUCGGACAUAUCACUGCCCAUUGCCACCCAGGAGCUGCGGCAGAGACUACGACAGCUUGAAAAUGGGACAACUUUGGGACAGUCGCCCCUUGGGCAGAUUCAACUGACUAUUCGUCACAGUUCCCAAAGAAACAAGCUGAUUGUGGUUGUGCAUUCUUGCAGAAAUCUGAUUGCUUUUUCUGAAGAUGGCUCUGAUCCUUAUGUCCGAAUGUAUUUACUGCCAGAUAAAAGAAGAUCCGGGAGAAGAAAAACCCACGUAUCAAAGAAAACGUUAAAUCCAGUGUUCGACCAGAGCUUUGAUUUCAGUGUUUCGCUACCAGAAGUACAAAGGAGAACAUUGGAUGUAGCUGUGAAAAACAGUGGUGGUUUCUUGUCCAAAGACAAAGGGCUUCUUGGCAAGCUAUUAAUAGCUCUGGCAUCAGAAGAACUCGCUAAAGGCUGGACCCAGUGGUAUGACUUAACUGAAGAUGGUUCACGGCCACAUGUCGUAAACUAGACCACUUCGGACACCAAGAGUUUCUCCUCAGAUUAUGUAUUUAGCCAAUCUUUAUACAUUUUGAAUGCAUUGUUCUCACAGAUGUAUCUAUUAUUUUUAUAGCUUCAUGUAUUUAGUUAAACACCCCAGUGGUUUUAUAAAUUUUAACACUUUGACAUUUUAUGCAGAUUUAACCAAUUUUACUGUUAAAUUUCAAAUUUAUAAUUUGCUCUCAAAUAUUAUAUGUAUCAUUAUUAUGUGCAAUAGGGUGAUAGUGAACUGUUGUGUUUAAAUUGAACUGAAUGACAGUCGUGUAUUUUAGACAGUCAAUCUAUGCUCUGCUUUAUUCCUGCCUUGUUUUGUAUAUCACCAAGGUACAUGGUACCAUGUAAAUAGAUUCUAUUUUUUUAUAAUCUUUCCAUGCUAGUGUGAGGUCAGAAGAAAAUGGAUCAAAUGUAUAUUUUCUUCUGAGUGCAUGAAAAAUUCCUAUGACAGAUAUUUUUUUUUGUUUUUGCAGCAAAAUGGUCUAAGUGACCCUUGGUGUUUCUUUUUAAAAAAGAAACAAACCUGAAAGACGUAAAAAGUUAAUAUUUUUCUUUCGCUUAGGCUAGUGAAAGAAAAUGUACAAAAUAGCAUUUCUACAUAAAUAUAAAGUUGUUUCACUAAAAAGUCAUUCUAUAUAGAGUAUUAUAAGCAAAACUGUUUUAGAACUAAGAUAUAUACAAAUAUUAUAUGAAGAAGAUUUAAGAUCCACAAAUCAGAGUAUAAAUCUAGCGUUUCUUACACGGAAAUGAAGACCUAUUUACGGUAAAAUAUUUUAUUCACUUUUUGAAAUUGCUUGUUGUAACUUAUUCAUGUAAUCUAGAGCACGGAUUUAUGCAUUUCCUAAAAGGGUCAUGAGGACAGGCUUCUUCCACUUUAGAAAUUUGGUCUCUUACAUAACCACUUGUCAAGUGUUAAUAUCCUGGGGGCCAGCCUUCGUAGUUACUGUUCAGGCUCCAGCUUUCUUUGAAGUGUAAAAGAUCCCAAUAUUGAAGACCAAAAAGUGUUUACUGAGAAGGUCAUGAGGUGAGCUGGAAGAGUUAUUGAGUAUCCAAUUAAAAGUUGAUGUGUUUUACAGAAUUUGUCCCCAUUGUUACAGAAAGUUCCAGCUGGGCUUGUAACCCUCGGAGUGAAAUACUGCUGCAUUCUGCACCACACAAAAGUUGUCACCAGAAAGCCAGUCCAAAAGGAUUAGUCUGUUGCUCAGUGAGAGCAAUUGUUGGCCUUAAUAUAGCUCCCUCUAUACUGUCAACAGUUUGGGGACAUGGCGCAGGGAGUGGGGGAGGUUAAUGGUAUAAAAUUGGUCUGUGUCUUGGAAAUCUUUUCUUGACUCCUAAGGACCGAAUUACCCAAGAGCCUUCAGUACUUCUGCCAGAUUCACUCCAGUCUCAUUGUGGGGAAAAUGCAAACAUACACAAAAUAUGCAAACAUAUGAACAAUUAAAAAAAAGAAUUUUUUUAAGGCUAAGUGAUGAAAAGUUUCCCUGGACCGGAGGGAUUUUUUUUUUAGGUCAUGUAAAAUAAUUCCUUUGGGAGAAAAAAUAUACAGACAACCAGCGAUAGAACUAUAAUUUAAGCUUCAAAAGACCCAUCUACUUGAUGAUAUUCUUUCAAUGUAGAAAAUAGUGGGCUAGGAAAUUUGAUGAUGAACGUGACAUGACCAAACCUACCAAAGUGCCUACUGUUGGUUGUGGCUGUUCUCUGAACCUGAUUUCAGAACCAUCUGAUUUUAAUCUCAACCCUCUCAAUCCCUGUCAGCACUCCCUCUGCCUCUCACCCCCACACACCCUGCUUGUGGUGGACUCAGUAUUUUCACACUGCAUUUUCACUGUAACCAAAAUGAAGAUGGCUUGAUGUGUUCAAGUAAUUCCAGAUGUUUCUGCUAUUUCCAGUUGUGUGAAAAUUUGCUAGAAGGCUUCAGCGGAUUCUUUUCAGUGGAUGUACAGUGUGGGUAACUAUUCCAGGGAGAAAGAAAACCUAUAUUUAUAAAAUUCUCACUCCAGGAUUAUAGGACACGUAUAUUUCAAAUAUGGGAAAGAUCUGAUCAAUAGGGCUAGCAGUAUUAAAAACUUAUUUUUAUAACAAGGCCUAUGGUCUCUGCCACAACCAGAAAGGAGAAAUGUACAAACUGUUUGCUCUCCACCCCGAAUCCUGAGUGACUUGUGCUUCUCUCUUUUCCUGCAUGUUUGGGUUUUGGGUUUUUUUGUUUUUAAACUUGAAAUAGGUAUUUUACUUAUAUGUGAGGGCAGUACAACUAGAGGAGAACAACAUAUUUAAAUAGAUAACAAGAUGCAUAUUUUAGUGGCUAAAGAGUCCAACUUGGAGAUGUAUAGAUCCGGUUUCGGGUGGUUGAAAUCCUUGGUUACUUUCCCCAAGGAGUCGGGGGCUCAGUUCAUACACUCUUGUCUUUCUCAAGAAACCCAGUAUCUUGAAGGAAGGUUUAGUUGGUGAUUCUAAGGUGGGCCCCUGGAAUCACUGGGUAAACUGGGCAAUUGUUUAGGCUGGCCCAUUCCCAUGAGAUUAUAAGGACCUGGAGAGCAGUAAUUGUAUGUCUUCUGUCUUACUUUCCCAAGUGCUUAUUUCUGUGCUUGCUAUUCAGUGGGUGCUAAGUAAUUGUCCUGAAUGAUGAGGCCUGUCCCAGGGGCCUCUCAAGCAACUAAAAAGAAAUUUCACCAACCCUAUUCUCCCCAACAUCACAGCCCUGAUCCUAAUUGAAAAUACCCUCACGUUCCUGGGAAAAGAAGACUGUGUGCCCUUAUGCGUCAGAGUCACUGCACACCAUCUCCCACAUGGCUACCUUGUGGCCUCCAGAGUGAUGCUUUGAAAGAAGGAUAGGGUUACGGUUAAAGGGAAAAGGUAUUAUAAACUGGAAAGAAGGGGUCUUCAUUGCCUUCAUUCUUCACUUCUGGCGGUGGUAUAAGUGAGAAGAGGGAAUGUAUCACCUUUCCUUUUGGGUUAAAUUCGGGGGGGCUGAGGGCAGUUUUGAAAGCCAGUUCUUGUUAGCUUUUCAUGUACUUCGUUUAUCCUGUGCCUUAAAAGUAUGAAAGUUUAAAUGUUUUAAUUUUUCAAAUGAUUAAAAGCAAAAUGCUUAUACCACCGUUUUUAUAUUUUGUGCUAUGAAAAUGUGUGUAAAACUGCUCUGCUUUUGGGAGCAAAGAAUAGCAUUUUUACUAUUGGUUAAUGUAAAUCCAAACAUGACUGUAUUUGGCAAUUGGAUUUGGGUUGAAUUAGUUGCUUUUUUGUUUCAACUUGAUUGUUUGUAAAGAUAGUUACAGCAACCAAGGAAAGUGGAAAUCAGAGUGAAAAGGGGCCUUUUUGAGCAAGUCGUCCUUUUUGCUCAAUUCUACAUGUCAGUGCAUGUAUUUAUUCAAUAAACAGAUCAUAUUGUG
This is a messenger RNA of Ornithorhynchus anatinus (platypus), 6244 nucleotides long. It is a transcript of the gene ESYT2, whose product is annotated as extended synaptotagmin 2. Lineage: Eukaryota; Metazoa; Chordata; Mammalia; Monotremata; Ornithorhynchidae. Gene Ontology annotation, molecular function: lipid binding. Bases 184 to 2835 code for a protein of 883 amino acids. Gene Ontology annotation, biological process: lipid transport. The record is from RefSeq and is a predicted model, not a curated record. The transcript has 23 exons.